Messenger RNA from Thrips palmi, 2893 nucleotides. It is a transcript of the gene Orct, whose product is annotated as organic cation transporter protein. The transcript has 11 exons. Bases 211 to 1983 code for a protein of 590 amino acids. The record is from RefSeq and is a predicted model, not a curated record. Gene Ontology annotation, biological process: transmembrane transport. Gene Ontology annotation, molecular function: transmembrane transporter activity. Lineage: Eukaryota; Metazoa; Arthropoda; Insecta; Thysanoptera; Thripidae.
CGGUGAAGCACUGUUGGGCAGUAUAACCUGCCGGAACCGGCGAAAGGCAAAUUUGACUCUGUUCUGUCUGCUACCCUGCCAUCUCGUUGUAUUCCAGUCAUUUUGAGUGACUCUGCAUCUAGAUUUUUCAUUUAGAGUGCUCGUUUUGAGUGUGGCGGAAGAUAGAGCUGUUUUGUUUCCAUGUUUCGACUUCUUAAUCGUUAAUCCAACAUGACGUACGACGACUUGGUUAACCAGUUGGGGGAGUUUGGUCGCUACCAGAAGAGGAUCUACAUUCUCCUAUGUUUGCCUGCAAUAUCCUGUGCAUUUCACAAACUUGCUUGGGUUUUUCUCGGCCCAAAAGCAGAUCAUAGAUGUCAGCUACCAUUUGAAUCACCAAAUGCAACAUACAGACUUGCACCAGACAUUUGGAAUAUGUCUAUACCAUGGGACUACAAGUUUGGAAAUUUCUCUUCUUGUGAAAGAUUUGAUGCUACUUUUUCGGAUGAAUAUUUUCAAAAUGGCCAGCUACCCACAGAAAAAGUAGCAUGCUCUAACUGGAUCUAUGAUCAUUCCAAAUAUCAAAGCAGUGCAGUUAUGGAAUGGAAUCUUGUAUGUAAUAGUGCAUGGCUUAGAGCAACUGCAGAUUCUCUUUUCAUGAUAGGCGUCCUCUUGGGAUCUAUCAUUUUUGGAGCUCUUUCUGAUAGAUAUGGUCGGCGGCCUAUAUUCUUUACAUCUUUAGUUCUUCAAGUGGUUGGAGGUACCUUAGCUGCUAUUGCACCUGAAUUCAUUUCAUUUGUUAUUGCUCGAAUGUUAGUUGGGGCUACAACUUCAGGAGUGUUUCUUGUUGCCUAUGUCAUUGCACUAGAAAUGGUUGGAUCCAAAAAGCGUCUCAUAGCUGGAACAGUGUGCCAAAUGUUCUUCUCAUUUGGCUACAUGUUGACUGCUCUUGUGGCAUACCUAAUCACAGAUUGGCGACAUCUUCAAAUUGCCCUGACUUUACCUGGUUUGGCAUUUAUGUGCUAUUGGUGGUUUAUCCCUGAAUCUGCUCGUUGGCUGCUCACCAAAAAUCGCAAUGAAGAAGCUAUUGAGAUCCUCCUAAAAGUUGCCAAAGAAAACAAAGUUUCCAUUACAGCUGAAAGAAUACAGGAACUCUUAGAUCAAGAUGAUGAUGCCAUAGAAACUGGCAAGGAAAUGACUACCAUGGAAUCAGGCACCCCACUGAUGAACAAAGAAACUGUUCAAAAUGGAGUUGAGCACAAUGUUGAGGAGGGUAAAGAUCCCCAAGAAACUAAGAUACUGGCAAAUGGGGUUGGUGAUGCUGAAAAAAAGUCUGAGGAGACAUCGAGCCCUUCUGUUCUGGACCUAUUCCGCUACCCUAAUCUCAGAAAAAAAUCUCUGAACAUAUUUUUCAGCUGGUUUGUUAAUAGUGCUACAUACUAUGGACUCUCUUGGAACACAUCAAACCUUGGAGGCAAUGAUUAUUUAAAUUUCCUUGUGUCUGGUGUGGUUGAAAUUCCUGGUUACAUAAUGCUCCUCUUACUGUUGAAUCGCUGGGGCCGUAAAGGCACAUUGUGUUUAGCCCUGAUUGUUGCUGGUGUAGCUCUUCUUCUAACAUUAUUAGUACCAGCUAACACUGAUUGGUUAGUUAUCACUUUGGCUAUGAUUGGAAAAAUGACUAUAACUGCUUCAUAUGGGACACUCUACAUAUUUACUGCAGAACAGUUCCCAACUGUUAUUCGAAAUGUUGGACUAGGAGCAGCAUCUACAUCAGCUCGAGUUGGAGGAGUGCUGGCACCAUAUUUUAACUUGCUGGCUGACUACUGGCGUCCUUUACCUCUACUCAUUUUUGGAUCUCUCGCUCUAAUAUCGGGUUGCUUGGCUUUACUGCUCCCAGAAACUCUGAAUAAGAAGCUACCUGAGACAAUAGCAGAUGGAGAGCAAUUUGGAAAGAAAGUGAAGAGCCCAAAGCAUUCACCUUCUGCUGAAGCCAAUGACAGUUAACUUAGUGGCUGUCUUCUUAGAAGUCUCAAGUUCAAACAUUGAGCAAGCUGAUGAUUUUUAUGUUGUUGUUGUUUUAGUAGUAAGCUUUCAAUAUCUCAUUUGAGAUUCCGUGAGUGGUAGUGCCGUAUUUGAACCAAAAAUCUGUGAACAGUCAUUGUGCACCUGACAAACUUAGUGUUCAAAUUGGACUAAUGUACUGUAAGGAAGAACAUUUGAACUUAAGACUAAAUGACAAUAUACUUGUAUGUUUUAUACAUUGACAAUAUUGGUUUGACAUUGGCUGCAUUUAAAUGUGUAUGUCUAAAUAGAUUUUCUACAACUUGUGCCUUGUGGCAUGAACCAAACUAAAUUAGUUUACUAGAAUCUGUUGAAUAUGAGCCAAAUCAGUAUGACUUGCACAAAGUAGUCCAGCUACUAUACCAAAGAAACCUGAUAGAUUAAUUUCAGUACAACUUUUAAAAUUUUAAAUAAUGUGGAAUACUAUUUAUUUAUUCUAAGCAUGAACUUAAGUGUUUUGUAUUAAAGCUUUUAUGCUUUUCUGAGCAGCUAAGAAUGAAAUGAGUGACUGCUCUUCCAUAUAUUCUCUGUACUUUUGUUACAUUUUUGUAUGCUCUCAAACUCUUUAUUUUUAACUUGUAGUAAAUAUUAUUGAUAUUUUAAUAUACAUACAUCUCUCCAGUGUAUUAAGCCAAGAGAAAGAAAAAUGUAUUGAUGCAUGACUUUUUUAAAAAGGGACUUUUUACUUAAAUUGUAAACAUUUUGCUAAGCUAUUUUGAAAAACGAUCUCUCUUUCAAUGUGUUAGACAAAAUAUUGACAUUAUGAACCAUAUUUGUAAUCAAACUGACAACUAGAAACUAAGUUGUGCAUCGCCAUGACCUCAAGUAAUUAAACUGUUUCAAUUGCAACCAA